Messenger RNA from Cyclopterus lumpus (lumpfish), 3377 nucleotides. RefSeq lists its product as uncharacterized. The transcript has 11 exons. The record is from RefSeq and is a predicted model, not a curated record. Gene Ontology annotation, molecular function: actin filament binding. Bases 290 to 2773 code for a protein of 827 amino acids. Gene Ontology annotation, biological process: nuclear migration. NCBI's taxonomy places the organism in Eukaryota, Metazoa, Chordata, Actinopteri, Perciformes, Cyclopteridae. Gene Ontology annotation, cellular component: meiotic nuclear membrane microtubule tethering complex; cytoplasm; nuclear outer membrane.
UUUCAUGAUAUCAGUCUUUGCAGCCUUGUGAAGCGGCCCCUUGCAUGGACUAUUGCUUGUGGGCACAACAAGGUGGCAGAAAGCAACUCAAAGAAUGAAAAGGCGUGACUUCUCGAGGCGCAGGAGAUUCACGUGCGAUGUUCCUUGGACAGACUUUGUCUCGCUCUGUAGCCGUCACCUUUCUUCAGGAAACCUCGGAGCACCUCUAAUUGCUCAGAGUGCCUGACAUUUCGAAUUGUCCUCCCGUCUAUAUCUCCACGAUGGAUCAUAAGUAGACAAGGAAGGUUGAAUGAGAAUGCAGGACAAGGCCAACGGGGAUUCACAGAAGAAACCAGUGGGAGGGAUGAGUGAGCAACGUGUGCAACAGUCUCAAGAUGAGGGGAGAGCAGUGCAGAGGAGAACCUUCACCAGGUGGAUGAAUGCCUUUCUGCAGAGACGCGAUCCUCCAGUCAAGGUGUACGACCUGUUCACGGACAUUCAGGAUGGACGAAUACUUUUGGCUCUGCUGGAGGAGCUUUCCGGGUGCAAGCUACUUUACAGGUUCAGGUCGUCUUCUCACCGCAUUUUCAGACUGAACAACAUUUCCAAGGCCCUGGCCUUCCUGGAUGAUAGACAUGUGAAGCUGCCUGGAAUCGAUGCCUCAGGUAUCGCUGAUGGGAUCCCCUCUGCUGUUCUUAACCUUGUCUGGAAUAUGAUCCUGUAUUUCCAGGUAAAGAAAGUGUUGCGAGGCCUCCAGAGGCAAUUGUCUUCCAGCCUUUCUUCCUUAUCCACGAGCUGUUACCCCUUCUCUAGCGACCUCUCACCCCAGCCAAAUGACAUUGGCAGCUACUCCUGCAUUACACUGCCAAGCAAAGGCAGAAAGGCUACCAGAGAGCCAAAGUACCAUGGGAAAGCAAUCAAGACUCUGCUGCAAUGGGUCCAACGAUGCACAUCAAAGUUUGGAGUGGAGGUGUGUGACUUUGGAAGGAGCUGGAGGAGUGGGCUUGCAUUCUUAGCCAUGAUCAAGUCCAUAAACCCAGACUUAGUCGACCUGAGGGAGAACCUGACCAGACAACCAAGAGAAAACAUUCAGCUGGCCUUCACAAUAGCUCAUCACAGUUUGGAUAUACCACCUCUUCUGGAGCUUGAAGAUGUGUCAGGCCCUUCACCAGAUGAGCAGUCCAUCAUCACCUAUGUGUCUAUGUUUCUGGGCCAAUGUUCAGGCACAGAUGAGGAUCAUACAACAGAUUUUGGAUCACUUGAGUCUGUCAGCUCUGGAGAGACCCACGCCGAUUACCCGAAAGCCCAAGCAUUAGUCCAAGGCUUAGAGGGGAGCAGCGAGCAGCUACUCUGGAAGCGGUGGGCCCGCAGAUCUUCAGGGAGCCCCCGGAACACCUCGGCUCACACUAGUGAGGCCACGUCCCCAUUCAACAAAAAGAAAAGCAGGAGUCGAAGCAUUCUCCAGCCACCCAGUCCGCUGGACGCAGGCGGAGUCAGCCAGGAGAUCCGAUCAUGGAUUGAGAACGCGUCUGCUGAUCAGGGCGACAGCAAGCCCACAGCGGAUGAAAGCCACCUUUCCUUGAGCUCAGAGGAAGGAAUCUACAGCUUGUCAGCACUGGACUCAGAUGAGGAGGACGCCUACAGCUACAUCCUGGAUCUGAAUGAAGAGGAUUUUCAACCAUAUAAUCAGCUGAAAAGACAAGUGGCAAGGGUUGAAGAGGAAACAGAGAAAGACAUGUUCUCGAGGGGAGAGCAGAUUGAAGAGUCAAUACAUCUGGAAGUGUGUAAGAAGACAUUCAACGGGAGUGAACAUCAAGAGGACUCAGCACAGCAUGGUGAACCAGAGGUCAGGGCUCAGUCAGGGGUUGAUAGGACGUUUAAAUGGGACAAAAGUGAAAGUUUUUCCAGAGAGAUGGCCCACAAUGCAGCUGUGUUUGACACAGAGUCAGAGGAAGACAGCAGAAGCAGAGAAGAACGUGGAGACGGGAGUGUUGUUCCAGGACAGAGUAAUGAUGAAGGGGAUCACUGUGAGAAAGAGAUGAUAAAGGAAAUGACAGAAUAUGCUAGAUUGGUGAAGCAUGGAUGUGAUGAAAGAGCGGCGCUGAUGGGUGAAACAAAGAACCCAGCGCUUUUUGAUGUGGAUAGUUGUAAGAUAGAAGUUGAGAAAGAGACUGAACAAUGUGGCCACGGGAUUGAAGACAACAAAAAAGAGGAGGAAAAUGUGCCGAAAUUUGAGGAAGGGCAGGGGAGAAAGUCAGGGAAAGAACAAGAGGAAGAGGAUAAGGAUGAAGAGAGGGAAACUCAGCAAAGUGUUGUGAAUUUAGAACGUUUCAAGGUAGGAGUAAAUGAAAUAAUGAUAACUGAUGAGACUGCAUGUGAAGUCAGAGAUGCAACUAGAACGAACACAAAAGAAGGAAAUGACGGGGAAACAAAUGGAAUGGACAUGGAAGUAUUAACUAGUGAAGAUGACAAGGAAGAAUGCAGCGAUGAAGUCAUGAAUUCUGAAGUUAGAGCAGCGGAGCAGAAAGACGGGAACCUUAAGAUUAGGAGACGAGAACUCACUGGCGAAACGGCAACAAUAGCCGGCAAAACUGCCCCCAAAAAUGGCACUAAUGGAGGUGUUAAUGGCCACGGUGUUGAACUUGGUUGGACUCCUCCCCGGCCUGCAACUUCUCAGUCGUUCAGAGAGGGAGGAUUCAUCCCUCAACCCUCAGCUGCUCCUCAUCUAACCCCAUUAGAGCUGGAAAUGCUCUUGUUCCUGUGGAUCCUGCUCUACUGCUGCUUCAUCUUCUGAGUCCCCCUGCAGUGCACCCUGCUUAUUAAGAUAUGCUUAUUAGCCCCCUUUCCUCUAACGAGCCCAACAAGGACACUUAGGGCUGGAUUGACUUUUUAUCUGGGUCACACAAUUCCCCUCAAGGCAACACUUAAUGACUGUGUUUGCUUUUUGCCGCCAGCAGAAAUGAUUAGUCAUAUAGUUUCAGAUAAAAGCACAUAGUGCUGUUAUCCCGGUCAUUACACACUUUGUCAGCUGCUCUAUCUCACCCUGCACACAUUAGCAUACAUGGGCUGUGAGGUGUUUGUGCAUGUCCAAAAUGCUCUGUUUAUUUAUUUAUUUUUGUCAGGCAGCGAUCUUCCUUUCAAUUUCACUGACUGUCACCGUCUUUAUCAACCACAUGGUGGCGUCGCAGCAUCACAGCAGCAACUGUCACAGUCGCCGCUGAGAAUCCCACAAGACCUGCUGCUGUUUAAUGAGAUGCUGUAUGACACUAUGAAACUAAGCUGAUCAUAUUUAAUGAGCACUUUGACAUUUUGCAGACUCUCACUGUCACUUGCAUCGUGGUGCUGUAUCGUUGUGCUCAUCUCUACAGAUACUGUGUGAGAGUUAAAGCUUCUCAACA